AUGGCGACUGCUAAGCGGCAUGAUGUGGCCAAAACCAUCAACGAAUGGGCCUCGGCAGUCCGAGAAGACGAAGAUAUCCGAGACGAGGUCAAGCGACAUGGAAGGCUCACCCAACUUGCCGUCUCGGAUUGCCUCUUCGAUAAAUCUGGAUCGGAUAUUACUCACACCGAGUACCUCCACCUCCGCACAAUCUGGUACCGGUACAACGGGACCCACAUCGAAAGCUUCACGAGACUGUUCAGAGACGACAAGGAGACCGGGUACAAGGGAUUCAUUUCCCACACAGCUGAUGAAUGGGCAAGUCGGUUGAUGUCCCAGAAACUCGCCCCUCUGGACCAAUACCUGCAUGAAUUUCAGAGGCGCCAAGGGGACCCGGAGUACCUGCAUCCGUCUCCUGCCUCCGGUUACUUUGCCAUGGUGCGGUACUGGCAGGUCAUGGCCAUCACACACACAAAAGGUGACAAUGAAGGAAGGUCCAAGAUUUUCAAACCUCGGAUUGGAUCGGGCCCUCUGGUUGGAACCAGCAGCGCCAGACCAGUGACACCUCCGCAGCAGCAGGAGCCGCAGGGGGCGGAUUUGCCCUCGCAGCCGUCCACGUCUGGGAUCCCUCCAAUCUCCGCGACGCCGGCGGCGAGAUCGUACCCGGCAGCCAGAGGUACUGCAGAGAACAGGCCAUCGGCAGACGAGGCGUACGUGAACACGGCCUUGCUGCUGCUGCUCCAAGCGGUGACGCAGCUCUUCCACAAGAACUUCGAACCGCUGCACUGGGUUCCGCCCCGGAUGGCCUUGCACCUCAAGGUACCGACGGCAAAUCAAGAGACAAGAAAAUACGACGAAAGCGUCUUGCUAGAGGCGCGAGUGGACGGCUACCUGUGCAAUGGAGCGCUUGAAGGCGGCCUGUCACGGCCGCUGGCCAUCUGUGAAGCCAAGUCGGCCGUAAGGAGUUCCAUCCAGGUGCCGACUGAGAGACAAGAGGCGGCUGAGAUGGCCGCUUGGAUUUGCAACAGCCAGAGUCACGUUGGACUCCUUCAGGCUUCUGCCAGCGGUAGAAAGAGGCGACUGAUGAUUUCCCAAACCCGCGACGAGAUAUGGAUCAUCAUCGGCGAGUAUGGACAGGCGUAUGAGGAGUACAUCCGUAACGCCCCGUUAAAGGCGGGCAUGACGACGACGAGACCGCCUCCCUUGAAGCAUACGCGUCCUGAUCUUCUAGCAAGCAACUUCGAGGAAACGCUCGGUUCGCCAGCCUUUCUGGACCAGAUCGAAAAGAUGGGCGUGGAAGGCGAUAUUAAAGGAUGGAAAGACCCGGCAGUGCAGGCAGCUCUCAGCGAGAGGGCCAAGGCUCGGGCGACCCAGCAGGCCAGCGUCGGCGACAAUCCGAAAAAACCGGUUCAAACUCCAGACCUCCCAAAGAUUGACGGCUUUUUGGUUAUGCACCGCUUCGGUCCCUGGAAGACGUUCGACAAAGAGAACAUGCAGGUCUUCGUCCGUCGGCUCCUCGGCCUGAUGAUAGAGCUGCACAUCAAUGAAUCUUCGCACUCUCACUCUGCCAGUAGCGGAUCGUCCAAGUAG
Molecule: messenger RNA, 1569 nt
Organism: Thermothelomyces thermophilus ATCC 42464
Lineage: Eukaryota; Fungi; Ascomycota; Sordariomycetes; Sordariales; Chaetomiaceae
Exons: 3
Coding region: 1-1569 (522 amino acids)
Source: RefSeq, a predicted model, not a curated record